This is a messenger RNA of Hydractinia symbiolongicarpus, 990 nucleotides long. Its product is annotated as ectin-like. NCBI's taxonomy places the organism in Eukaryota, Metazoa, Cnidaria, Hydrozoa, Anthoathecata, Hydractiniidae. The transcript is spliced from 3 exons. The coding region runs from base 136 to 831 and encodes 231 amino acids. The record is from RefSeq and is a predicted model, not a curated record.
UAAAAGGCUUUAAAUUUAAAACUAAAGAAGUGAUUAGGAUAACCAUUGAUAAAAAUAAUGUCUCAGGAAAUAUUGAUGUGCAACGUGGAAUCUACUAUGCUGGAUAUAGAUGAACGAUACGCUUAAACUUUAAAAAUGCUACCGAAGACCUACUUUCUGCUCAUCCCGGCAAUUUUCUUAGCCUCGUUUUUAUACCUUCCAACAUUUUUUAAUUACAUUACCACAGAAGAUGGCGUAUACAGUGAAUGGACCUCGUGGUCUCGAUGUAUGAAGUACUGUGGAGAAAGCUGGCAAGGGCGGUAUCGAAAUUGUUCAAAAGAAAGCAAAGGCUACGGAAAAACUUGCGAAUCGUUGGGGCCAAAGAUCGAGACUAAAAAAUGUUUUCUCCGUGAAUGCCCCAUCGACGGUCAUCCAGGGGAAUGGGAGAACUGGGGCCCAUGUGAUAAAGACUGCAAAGAUGGGAAAAGGUCUCGGAUAAGGAAAUGUAAUAAUCCCAAACCGAAAUACUUCGGUCUGCCAUGUCAAGUACCAUUGAACGAAUAUCAAAAGUGUCCGAACGAAAAUCCCUGUAAAGAAGACGGCAAAUACGGGUCGUGGUCGAAGUGGUCCGAUUGUUCAGCUAACUGUGGCAAAGGAACGCAAACACGCGAAAGAAAGUGCACUCCUCCUGUGGGUGGUGGAAAACCUUGUGAAAAAGGAUUGGUUGACAAAGUUACACAAGAAUGCUUUUUAAAGGAGUGUGCAACCGAAAAACCUAAGGUAGAUCCCACGGAAAAAACUGAAAAUGCAAAAAAGGUUGAAAAUAACGCCGUGACAACAAAUAAAACUUAGUGACUAUUUUAUUUACAAUGUGAUAAUUCAGCCGCAACCGUAGACUGGUAACGAAAAACAGUACGAGUUAUAAAUUUGUUUACGGUAAUAACAUUUUAUAAGGAUAUCCUUGAAAUCGUCGAAAUAAUCAAAAUAUUGAUAUAUUUAAACACGGGAAAA